GUGUGUGGGAUGCGCCGUGGAGCGUGGAGGUCAGCCCUGCUGCACAAAUGAGCAGGCUUUGAAUUUGGCUCAUCUCUCGGGGAGCCCGUGGAAAGCUAGGACCCCAUGCCUGAAGGAUCCCCAGCCUUUCCCUGCAGGGAGACAGACUGGAGAGGUGGAGUCUAGAGGCUGAGGCGCCACCUCUUAGGCCAGGUGUCCUCGGAGGCCUUCGUGCACUUAGCACUGGACUCGUCGAGGGUCUCCUGCAAGGCCUGUAGCCUCCCUCUGCCUGGUUUUUCUGUCAGCGAAAACGUUAACGCACAGCGCUGAGCACGGCGCCUGUCGCAAACCACGCUCUGAAGAAACUCACCACGUGCUGCGCUUUUCCGAAUCGGACAGAUGAGCAACGUGGAGCUGGAUGAUGAGCUUUUGGACCCGGAUAUGGAUCCUCCGCAUCCCUUCCCCAAGGAGAUCCCACACAACGAGAAGCUCCUGUCCCUCAAGUAUGAGAGCUUGGACUAUGACAACAGUGAGAACCAGCUGUUCCUGGAGGAGGAGCGGCGGAUCAACCACACGGCCUUCCGGACGGUGGAGAUCAAGCGCUGGGUCAUCUGCGCCCUCAUCGGCAUCCUCACGGGCCUCGUGGCCUGCUUCAUCGACAUCGUGGUGGAGAACCUGGCCGGCCUCAAGUACAGGGUCAUCAAGGGCAAUAUCGACAAGUUCACAGAGAAGGGCGGGCUGUCCUUCUCCCUGUUGCUGUGGGCGACGCUGAACGCCGCCUUCGUGCUGGUGGGCUCCGUGAUCGUGGCUUUCAUAGAGCCGGUGGCUGCUGGCAGUGGAAUCCCCCAGAUCAAGUGUUUCCUCAACGGGGUGAAGAUCCCCCACGUGGUGCGGCUCAAGACGUUGGUGAUCAAAGUGUCCGGUGUGAUCCUGUCGGUGGUCGGGGGCCUGGCCGUGGGAAAGGAAGGGCCGAUGAUCCACUCGGGUUCAGUGAUUGCCGCCGGGAUCUCUCAGGGAAGGUCAACGUCACUGAAACGAGAUUUCAAGAUCUUCGAGUACUUCCGCAGAGACACAGAGAAGCGGGACUUCGUCUCCGCAGGGGCCGCGGCCGGAGUGUCAGCGGCGUUUGGAGCCCCCGUGGGUGGGGUCCUGUUCAGCCUGGAGGAGGGUGCAUCCUUCUGGAACCAAUUCCUGACCUGGAGGAUCUUCUUUGCUUCCAUGAUCUCCACGUUCACUCUGAAUUUUGUUCUGAGCAUUUACCAUGGGAACAUGUGGGACCUGUCCAGCCCGGGCCUCAUCAACUUCGGAAGGUUUGACUCAGAGAAAAUGGCCUACACGAUCCACGAGAUCCCGGUCUUCAUCGCCAUGGGUGUGGUGGGCGGUGUGCUCGGAGCUGUGUUCAACGCCUUGAACUACUGGCUGACCAUGUUUCGAAUCAGGUACAUCCACCGGCCCUGCCUGCAGGUGGUCGAGGCCAUGCUGGUGGCCGCCGUCACGGCCACGGUCGCCUUUGUGCUGAUCUACUCGUCGAGGGACUGCCAGCCCCUGCAGGGGGGCUCCAUGUCCUACCCGCUGCAGCUCUUCUGUGCAGAUGGCGAGUACAACUCCAUGGCCGCGGCCUUCUUCAACACCCCGGAGAAGAGCGUGGUGAGCCUCUUCCACGACCCGCCAGGCUCCUACAACCCCUUGACCCUCGGCCUGUUCACACUGGUCUACUUCUUCCUGGCCUGCUGGACCUAUGGGCUCACCGUGUCUGCUGGGGUCUUCAUCCCAUCCCUGCUCAUCGGGGCUGCCUGGGGCCGGCUCUUUGGGAUCUCCCUGUCCUACCUCACGGGGGCGGCGAUCUGGGCGGACCCCGGCAAAUACGCCCUGAUGGGAGCUGCGGCCCAGCUGGGCGGGAUCGUGCGGAUGACCCUGAGCCUGACAGUCAUCAUGAUGGAGGCCACCAGCAACGUGACCUACGGCUUCCCCAUCAUGCUGGUGCUCAUGACCGCCAAGAUCGUGGGCGACGUCUUCAUCGAGGGCCUGUAUGACAUGCACAUUCAGUUGCAGAGUGUGCCCUUCCUGCACUGGGAGGCCCCGGUCACCUCGCACUCGCUCACUGCCAGGGAGGUGAUGAGCACGCCAGUGACCUGCCUGAGGCGGCGUGAGAAGGUCGGCGUCAUUGUGGACGUGCUGAGCGACACGGCGUCCAAUCACAACGGCUUCCCCGUGGUGGAGCAUGCCGAUGACACCCAGCCUGCCCGGCUCCAGGGCCUGAUCUUGCGCUCCCAGCUCAUCGUCCUCCUAAAGCACAAGGUGUUUGUGGAACGGUCCAACAUGGGCCUGGUGCAGCGGCGCCUGAGGCUGAAGGACUUCCGCGACGCCUACCCGCGCUUCCCGCCCAUUCAGUCCAUCCACGUGUCCCAGGACGAGCGGGAGUGCACCAUGGACCUCUCCGAGUUCAUGAACCCCUCCCCCUACACGGUGCCCCAGGAGGCGUCGCUUCCCCGGGUGUUCAAGCUGUUCCGGGCCCUGGGCCUGCGGCACCUGGUGGUGGUGGACAACCGCAAUCAGGUUGUCGGGUUGGUGACCAGGAAAGACCUCGCCAGGUACCGCCUGGGGAAGGGAGGCUUGGAGGAGCUCUCGCUGGCCCAGACGUGAGACCCAGCCCUGCCCUUGGUGGGCACCAGUGCUGGCACCCUGGCCCCUCCGCACUUCCUCCCGGAGUCACUGGUCUCUCGGGCCAAACCAUGCUCCCCAGCAGUGGCAAUGGCGAGCAUCCUGCAGCUGGGCGGGCAGGCGGUGGGCACAGAACUGACCGUCUCACGGGACUGACCCUGUGUGGGCAGUGGUCUCCUCCCUUGGCACCUCCUUGCGCACGCCCAUCUCCGCCCUCCUCGUCUAGGUUUCUUUUUCUCCAGGGAUCAGCUGUGUGUGUGUGACCGCCCUACUGGGCUGGGGCUGUCAGCCUCUUGGGAGCCAGCGGCAGGGCCGCCACCUGCGUGCCUGUGCCCGUGUGCGUGAGACAGAGCCCUCGACCCUGCUGCUGCCCCAAGGGCUGCCUGCCCUGGAAGGGCCCCUGUGUCUCCACACCUGUGGAGUCUUCGAGACUUGGGAGCUGGCCUGGCCCCUCAGCCACAGGCUUGGCCUCAUUUUCAACUGUGGGCAGACCCCUGUGGUCCCUGGGCCUGAGCCGUGGACUCGUAGCGCCAGGGUUUGGAAGCUGGGACCGCCCCGGAGAACAAUCUCGCGCUGGUGCCACAGAGGAGCCCGGUGCCCUCCCCAGCCUGCAUCCGGCUUGGGUACACGGGCCCAGAGGACUGGGGUGACGGGCCCCGUGCUGUGGUGUCGAGAGCUGAGAAAAACCACCAAGGCCCUGAGCCCCACGCCCAGCCCUGCUUUGGUCCCUGAGCCUCAGAGCAGUGGAGUUGCUGCCCUGUGGACACGGGCU
Messenger RNA from Mandrillus leucophaeus (drill), 3412 nucleotides. RefSeq names its product chloride channel, voltage-sensitive 7 (gene CLCN7). Bases 379 to 2622 code for a protein of 747 amino acids. Gene Ontology annotation, biological process: transmembrane transport; chloride transport. Lineage: Eukaryota; Metazoa; Chordata; Mammalia; Primates; Cercopithecidae. Gene Ontology annotation, cellular component: lysosomal membrane; intracellular membrane-bounded organelle. Gene Ontology annotation, molecular function: voltage-gated chloride channel activity. The transcript is spliced from 25 exons. The record is from RefSeq and is a predicted model, not a curated record.